GUUUUCCGUAUGUGAACAUCAGCCAUGGCGAGUUCACUGUUCCCAUCGAGAAAACAGCCUUCAUCCAAACCUACGUCAAAGCAUCACCAGAGGCUACUUCAAUUCAGUGGUAUAAAGUAGAAAAUGAUAACCGCAUUCCAAUAGAAAUAGACAACGAAAGAUACUUUGCAGGUUCUAUUAUAUCCCCCACAUUGAUUAUCCGUGAGACAAACACUGAUGAUGAAGGAUGGUACCAGUGCUCAGCUACCAAUAGUAAAGGAACUGGUUGGAGCAACAUGUCGGUUCUGUCCGUACAACCUGAUGCACUUGACAAAGAAACCAAACAUAAGCGCAGAAUGAAACAAAAACUGAAAACACAAAAUAUUAAAUUGACUUUCAUUGGUCAUGCUCGAGCAGGGAAAACAAGCUUGAUGAGGCAGUUAAGGAAACAAAUCGAAGAUGGAGGCCCAGAACCUACUAAUAUGGCUAAACUACUAUCCAAACGAAUAAGAUACAAACUUAGAAAGAGUGGAAAGGAAAUGGAAAAAAUUGAGAAGGGAAAGGACGCAGAGUUAUGCAAUCAACGUUUACAGGGACAUGUAGACAAUGGAACCAAACAGGAAAUGGAAACAUCGAAUGCACAUUCAAAUGAUGGUACUGGAUAUCCUGGUCUAUCAGAAAAUGGGGCUGUAGCAUCACAUACUACUGUAGACGAACAUCCUCCGCAACCGAUCACAGAAGACCAAAGAAAAGCAAUUGCAGAUUUCAAUAAGAAAGACGAUAGUGUGGAUGACCCAUCCACAGCUUAUGUAACAAUGUUUGACUUUGGAGGAGAUGAAGUGUUUCACACUUGGCAUCACUGUGUUAUGUCGACGAACAGUAUAUACCUGCUGGUGCUUGAUGUUUCCUUGUGGGACGAUCCAGACAAGCAAGAUAUCAUUGUCAAUGAAAUCGCGCACUGGCUUAAUGCAGUUGCAACGUACUCACAGAGCAAAUCUGGUGAAAAGAAGGGUGUUCCACCAAUUAUCUUGAUUGGUUAUCAUAUGGACCAAAUAGAAACAGACGAAUCUGACAUUUGGGACAAAAUCUCAGACAAACUAGAGGCAAAACUGGGUGUUAACGAUAUAUGGGACUGUCAUGUACAUCAGUAUUUCCUCCUUGCGGAUAUGAACGAGAGUGGCAAGAAUGAAGAAAUAUACCUCGAAAUAUGGUGCGAGAUAGAGAAAUGUGUCCAUUUGCAGUCAUGUUGGCAUGAACAAAUUCUUGGAUCCUGGCUUUCACUUGAAAAAGAAAUUAUGCUGAAAAAAGAAGAAGGAAUUAAAUUCCUGAACAUACAACAGAUACUGAGUUUGAAUGAAGAGCUUUUGGUACCACUUCAUGAGAGGGAACUUGUCCCAUUUCUUCGAUAUUUGCAUAAUGCUGCAAGUGUUUUAUGCUUUGAUAUUAUUGGGAAAACAGACUCGGAAUUGUUAACAGACGACGAAAAGAAACAAAUGAAAGUAAUAUUAGAUAUCAACUGGAUUAUCGAAGCCUUUGGAGCUAUCAUCACAGAUACCAAAUUUGUAUCUCUGGGCUUAGGCAACAAACAGAAGCAAAUAUUGAGGAAGUUCAGAAAGUCAGCAGAAAUAAACAAUGAAGUACUUGAACUACGCUGGAGCAAAAUUACAGAAGAGGAUCGCCAGGUAUUGUUAUCUGUAAUGGAAUGUCUAGGACUGAUAACAAAACCAAUAGAUGUUCCAGACAGCCAACAACAUGCAACGAAGUCUGACAUAUAUAUUGUCCCCUGUUUAUUGACAGAGGCCCCACGAGAUAUUGUACAAGAAAUAUUGGGAAUGGAUAAUGUGCAAUGCACUAAAACAUUAUGUCUGAUAUUCAACAAUCCCUUUGUUCUACAAGCUAUCUGGGACAAAACCAUUGCAAUAUGCUUGCAUGUAUUUAAAGAAUGUACCUACCACGAGAGGAGUCCGAAAGGUGAAUUCAGCUGCAAACAGCCAAAGAGAGGAUUUAUCUGCCGAAAUGUUAACAGCAUUUGGAACUUUGUCCUUCAUUGUAAAGGGCAGAUGCUCAAACUCACAAUGUUUAAUGAUCACAAUAUCAAGGUGAAGGCAGGUGUUGGGAAAGACCUGAGGGUUAAAAUUGAAGAAAUAAUCGAACAUGUUCUUUCGGUGACCAGCCAGGGACAUCAAAAGUACAGCUACUACCUCCAUUGUGACUUUUGGGUUUCUGAUGAUGAGGGUAAAGAAAGGAAGCCAAAUGCAGAGACAUUUGAAAAGGAUGAGGACAGCUUUCAGAGUUUCGAUGGGGAAAACAAUCCUCACGACCUGACAAAAUGUCAUUGGCUGGCAUGGUUUGGUGAGAAUGAUAAGAUUCCAGCCACGGAGAAAUACACAGACAUGACAAAGGUAAAAAGCAUCCAUGCUGACAUGGUGGAAGGGCUGUCCACGUUGAUCAGUCCAGGAUUAGAAGAAAAAUGGAGGACCUUCCAGACGCUUUUGGGACCACACUUGGGAGAUGAUGUAUUGUAUGAUAAAGAGAUGAAAAGCAUGGCACAAAUCUGUGGUUGUCUAAAGGUCAAAGGAGAAAUUGAUUAUGGUGAAUAUGACAUGUUACGAGAGAUUGUCAUCAAAAUCCAUGUUGAUGCAGCUGCUGUUAUUGACAAAGCUUUGGCAGAACUGAAAUCUCUUCAAGUGUCGUCAAAGUGAUGUCAACAAACUUGGGGACCUACCUCAGAUAUGACAUGGAUCGGUGAUCUCAUUACAAAUUCUGAUAUGACAUGGAUCAGUGACCUCAUCACAAACUCUGAUAUGACAUGGAUCAGUGACCCCAUCAAAAAUUCUGAUAUCACAUAUGCAAAUUGUGAAAAUGCUGAUAUGACAUUUUAAAACAAUCCUUACACAUCGAAUCAAACUGCAAUUAAAGCUACAUUCCCCUGUAGCUUCUCAGAAAAAAUGGUGUCACAAGCCCCUUACUGGAUAAGCUGGUUGCGUUUCUUUAAAAACAACUGGUGUUGGUGAAAAACGACAACCAAGAUACAAUCAGGAUGGUGUGUAGUUGUCAGGGCAACUUCUAGGAGAAAAGGACCAAGCUUACCCAGGAUGUUUUGGAAGAUAAUUUCUCCGAUACGGUGGGCCAUAUUCAGAGAACAAGGCAUUGUAAUAAGGUAUUCAACCUUUCCUUGAUAAUUCCUAGAUUUUGACUUAUCAUACAGCACCUUACACAGUAUAGAAUGGAUUGUUAACCUUAUUUAGUUUACAGGAAGCCUGUGGCAGUCUGUAGUAUAAUGUAGGUCAGGAUGACUAUAUUAGGCAUUUACAGCCCUGGUUGCAGGGUAAUAUGAUGGUAUAUAUACAGUCUACCCUCAACCUAUCGCCACCUGAAUCUUCCGCCACCUCUGGGGAUUAUACAAAAAUAUAUAGUCUAUGGAAUAAUUGACUAACAAAGCUAAAUAUAUAGUCUAUGGAAUAGUUGACUAACAAAGCUACAUCAUGUACAUGUAUAUUGUUAAUCGUGUAACAUUACGGCGAUAUUAACUGGUUAACGUUGGUGAUUCAAUGUAGUGUACCAUUUCAUGGUUGUAAUUUCCAUAAUUCGUUGCCAUCGCCAUUACUGGCGUGGACAAAAUGUGGUGAUAUAACGAGGGUAGGCUGUACCAGAAAGUGUCGCGUUUCCUGAGGGAUUGUUCGAGGGGAAUACCGGUAUGAUACGGAGGGUAAACAAACCUUCAAAAAUAUAUUCAAGAUGUAUAAAUUAUUACAUGUUACAUUUUCCUUUAGAAACUCUCGGAUAAAUUUGUUGAUAUUUUUGUAUUUUGAGGAUGUUGUCUUUUGCAGAAUUUUAUCUAUUUCUGGUUGACUCACUAGAGGUGUGGAGAAUCUCCCAUCCCUUUGUGAUGUAGAAAGAUGGUUGACUUACCAGAGGUGUGGAGAAUCUCUCUUCCCUGUGUGAUGUAGAAAGAUGGUUGACUCACCAGAGGUGUGGAGAAUCUCCCAUCCCUUUGUGAUGUAGAAAGAUGGUUGACUCACCAGAGUUGUGGAGAAUCUCUCAUCCCUGUGUGAUGUAGAAAGAUGGUUGACUCACCAGAGGUGUGGAGAAUCUCCCAUCCCUUUGUGAUGUAGAAAGAUGGUUGACUCACCAGAGUUGUGGAGAAUCUCUCAUCCCUGUGUGAUGUAGAAAGAUGGCUGACUCACCAGAGGUGGGGAGAAUCUCCCAUCUCUUUCUUAUGUAGAAAGAUGGUUGACUCAUCAGAAGUGUGGCGAAUCUCUCAUCCCUGAGUGAUGUAGAAAGAUGGUUGACUCAAAAGAGUUGUGGAGGUCGAAUCUCCCAUCCCUGUGUGAUGUAGAAAGAUGGUUGACUCACCAGAGCUGUGGAUAAUCUCUCAUCUCUGUGUGAUGUAGAAAGAUGGUUGACUCACCAGAGGUGUGGAGAAUCUCUCAUCCCUGUAUGAUGUAGAAAGAUGGUUGACUCACCAGAGUUGUGGAGAAUCUCUCAUCCCUGUGUGAUUUAGAAAGAUGGUUGACUCACCAGAGGUGUAGAGAAUCUCCCAUCCCUGUGUGAUGUAGAAAGAUGGUUGACACACCAGAGGUGGGGAGAAUCUCCCAUCCCUGUGUGAUGUAGAAAGAUGGUUGACUUACCAGAGUUGUGGAGUAUCUCCCAUCCCUGUGUGAUGUAGAAAGAUGGUUGACACACCAGAGUUGUGGAGAAUCUCUCAUCCCUGUGUGAUGUAGAAAGAUGGCUGACUCACCAGAGGUGGGGAGAAUCUCCCAUCUCUUUCUUAUGUAGAAAGAUGGUUGACUCAUCAGAAGUGUGGCGAAUCUCUCAUCCCUGAGUGAUGUAGAAAGAUGGUUGACUCGAAAGAGUUGUGGAGGUCGAAUCUCCCAUCCCUGUGUGAUGUAGAAAGAUGGUUGACUCACCAGAGCUGUGGAUAAUCUCUCAUCUCUGUGUGAUGUAGAAAGAUGGUUGACUCACCAGAGGUGUGGAGAAUCUCUCAUCCCUGUAUGAUGUAGAAAGAUGGUUGACUCACCAGAGUUGUGGAGAAUCUCUCAUCCCUGUGUGAUGUAGAAAGAUGGUUGACUCACCAGAGGUGUAGAGAAUCUCCCAUCCCUGUGUGAUGUAGAAAGAUGGUUGACUUACCAGAGGUGUGGAGAAUCUCUCAUCCCUGUGUGAUGUAGAAAGAUGGUUGACUCACCAGAGGUGUGGAGAAUCUCCCAUCCCUUUGUGAUGUAGAAAGAUGGUUGACUCACCAGAGUUGUGGAGAAUCUCUCAUCCCUGUGUGAUGUAGAAAGAUGGCUGACUCACAAGAGGUGGGGAGAAUCUCCCAUCUCUUUCUUAUGUAGAAAGAUGGUUGACUCAUCAGAAGUGUGGCGAAUCUCUCAUCCCUGAGUGAUGUAGAAAGAUGGUUGACUCAAAAGAGUUGUGGAGGUCGAAUCUCCCAUCCCUGUGUGAUGUAGAAAGAUGGUUGACUCACCAGAGCUGUGGAUAAUCUCUCAUCUCUGUGUGAUGUAGAAAGAUGGUUGACUCACCAGAGGUGUGGAGAAUCUCUCAUCCCUGUAUGAUGUAGAAAGAUGGUUGACUCACCAGAGUUGUGGAGAAUCUCUCAUCCCUGUGUGAUUUAGAAAGAUGGUUGACUCACCAGAGGUGUAGAGAAUCUCCCAUCCCUGUGUGAUGUAGAAAGAUGGUUGACACACCAGAGGUGGGGAGAAUCUCCCAUCCCUGUGUGAUGUAGAAAGAUGAUUGACUUACCAGAGUUGUGGAGAAUCUCCCAUCCCUGUGUGAUGUAGAAAGAUGGUUGACUUACCAGAGUUGUGGAGUAUCUCCCAUCCCUGUGUGAUGUAGAAAGAUGGUUGACUCACCAGAGGUGUGGAGAAUAUCCAAUCCCUAUGUGAUGUAGAAAGAUGGUUGACUCACCAGAGUUGUGGAGAAUCUCCCAUCCCUGUGUGAUGUAGAAAGAUGGUUGACUCACCAGAGGUGUGGAUAAUCUCCCAUCCCUGUGUGAUGUAGAGAGAUGGUUGACUCACCAGAGGUGUGGAGAAUCUCCCAUCCCUUUGUGAUGUAGAAAGAUGGUUGACUCACCAGAGGUGUGGAGAAUCUCUCAUCCCUGUGUGAUGUAGAAAGAUGGCUGACUCACAAGAGGUGGGGAGAAUCUCCCAUCUCUUUCUUAUGUAGAAAGAUGGUUGACUCAUCAGAAGUGUGGCGAAUCUCUCAUCCCUGAGUGAUGUAGAAAGAUGGUUGACUCAAAAGAGUUGUGGAGGUCGAAUCUCCCAUCCCUGUGUGAUGUAGAAAGAUGGUUGACUCACCAGAGCUGUGGAUAAUCUCUCAUCUCUGUGUGAUGUAGAAAGAUGGUUGACUCACCAGAGGUGUGGAGAAUCUCUCAUCCCUUUAUGAUGUAGAAAGAUGGUUGACUCACCAGAGUUGUGGAGAAUCUCUCAUCCCUGUGUGAUUUAGAAAGAUGGUUGACUCACCAGAGGUGUAGAGAAUCUCCCAUCCCUGUGUGAUGUAGAAAGAUGGUUGACACACCAGAGGUGGGGAGAAUCUCCCAUCCCUGUGUGAUGUAGAAAGAUGGUUGACUUACCAGAGUUGUGGAGAAUCUCCCAUCCCUGUGUGAUGUAGAAAGAUGGUUGACUUACCAGAGUUGUGGAGUAUCUCCCAUCCCUGUGUGAUGUAGAAAGAUGGUUGACACACCAGAGUUGUGGAGAAUCUCUCAUCCCUGUGUGAUGUAGAAAGAUGGCUGACUCACCAGAGGUGGGGAGAAUCUCCCAUCUCUUUCUUAUGUAGAAAGAUGGUUGACUCAUCAGAAGUGUGGCGAAUCUCUCAUCCCUGAGUGAUGUAGAAAGAUGGUUGACUCGAAAGAGUUGUGGAGGUCGAAUCUCCCAUCCCUGUGUGAUGUAGAAAGAUGGUUGACUCACCAGAGCUGUGGAUAAUCUCUCAUCUCUGUGAUGUAGAAAGAUGGUUGACUCACCAGAGGUGUGGAGAAUCUCCCAUCCCUGUGUGAUGUAGAAAGAUGGUUGACUUACCAGAGUUGUGGAGAAUCUCCCAUCCCUGUGUGAUGUAGAAAGAUGGUUGACUUACCAGAGUUGUGGAGUAUCUCCCAUCCCUGUGUGAUGUAGAAAGAUGGUUGACUCACCAGAGGUGUGGAGAAUAUCCAAUCCCUAUGUGAUGUAGAAAGAUGGUUGACUCACCAGAGUUGUGGAGAAUCUCCAAUGUCUGUGUGAUGUAGAAAGAUGGUUGACUCACCAGAGGUGUGGAGAAUAUCCCAUCCCUGUGUGAUGUAGAAAGAUGGUUGACUCACCAGAGGUGUGGGGAAUCUCUCAUCCCUGUGUGAUGUAGAAAGAUGGUUGACUCACCAGAGGUGUGGAGAAUAUCCCAUCCCUAUGUGAUGUAGAAAGAUGGUUGACUCACCAGAGUUGUGGAGAAUCUCCCAUCCCUGUGUGAUGUAGAAAGAUGGUUGACUCACCAGAGGUGUGGAGAAUCUCCCAUCCCUGUGUGAUGUAGAAAGAUGGUUGACUCACAAGAGUUGUGGAGAAUCUCCCAUCCCUGUGUGAUGUAGAAAGGUGGUUGACUCACCAGAGGUGUGGAGAAUCUCCCGUCCCUGUGUGAUGUAGAAAGAUGGUUGACUCACCAGAGGUGUGGAGAAUCUCCCAUCCCUAUGUGAUGUAGAAAGAUGGUUGACUCACCAGAGGUGGGGAGAAUCUCCCAUCCCUGUGUGAUGUAGAAAGAUGGUCGACUCACCAGAAGUGUGGAGAAUUUCCCAUCCCUAUAUGAUGUAGAAAGAUGGUUGACUCACCAGAGGUGUGGAGAAUCUCCCAUCCCUGUGUGAUGUAGAAAGAUGGUUGACUCACCAGAGGUGUGGAGAAUCUUCCAUCCCUGUGUGAUUCAUUGUGUGAACAAGUGAUGAUACUAUUUGAUUAUGAUAUGGUUUUGCAUAAUAAACAAAUGAUGACAUUCUACUGCGCGAUUGAAUAUGGAAAGACAGAGUUACCAAUAUGUCUAGCUGUGAGAACUAACGAUACUGUUCAACAAUACUGAUCGCCAUACAUUAAUGUUCUGGGGUGGAAUUGAUCCAAAAGUUUUAUCAGGUAAAACAAGAUAUCAUUGACAUUAUGAUUUAAAAAUAGAGUGAAUGAGAUAUUUUAGAUUAUUUUGUUGAAAUUGUACAUGUUACUGACUUUUUGUCUUUGAGGAUUAAACUUCUCUUCAAAAUAAUGCAGAUGCAGAUGUCACCAGAUCGGAUUCUGUUUCCACCGCGUGACCAGUAUACUGUCUUGUUUCACCAAAUAACUUUACUAUGAUUGGAUUAUGUUUAUUAGCAUGAUAGUGAUAACGGCUACGUGAUUGGUUUUUGUUUAAUCAAAUGACCAUUUUAUGGUUUCCGGAUUAGAUUCAGUUUGUAUACUUUUUUUAUGAUUGGAUUUUGUUAAAUCAAGUGACCAGUGAACUGUUUCCUAAUUGUAUUUUGUUAAAACAACAAGUGUUUCUUAUCGCUUUUUCUUGAAAGCUACAGGAAGGAUAUUUUUCAAACUUCAUGUGUCCAUCGUGGUCCAUAGUUGUGCCCAUUUGAUUUUGAUUCAGGUCCAAUACCAAAAUGGCCACCAUGUGGCCAUGUUGAUUUUGACAAUUGUUUGUCGUCAUGUUGUAAGUACUUCACGCAUAUUUCUCAAAUUUGCUAUGUAGGUUUUACUUAUGUCCAUAUAAUUUGCAAUCUGGUCGGGGAAACAACAUGGCCAUUUAGUGGCUAUCUUUGAUCCCUCAUGAAACAUUUGUUUGUGAUAACCAUAAUUCUCAACUAGAGUUUACCUUAACACAUACACUCAUUUAUGUUGUAAUAAUUACUGUAUUGUAAAUAUUUGUGAGAAUACAUUCAUUAAAUUCAUUUUUCUUGGGAAUCUUUGAAAUAGGUCAAGGUCACAUUUGUUUCCUAUAAAUGUUGGACAUUUUGUCAGAAUUUGUGAGAAUACAUUCAUUGCCUGUGAAUCAUGAUGAAAGUUCAUGUUCCAAGAAUGAAAUUGUCACAAAAUUAUUUUCUUGUGAGUCUUUAAAACAUGUUUUUUGUAAUUAGAUGAUUAGUUUGAAUAUGUGUACACUGUAUUUAUAAGGCUGAUGUUUCUGUCUAUCAGGGGAGAUAAUUAGUAGAGAUUCACAUUUGAAUACUUUGUAUUGAUCCUAUUGUACAUACAAUGUAUUAAGAAUUUAUAUUUGAUAACCCAUUAAAUAUGUUAUAUAUAUCAGCUAGAUACUUAUAUUGAGAAAUACGAGAGGAUCAGUGAUCUUUGAUUUAAGUUCAAGUGGAAGCUUUACUUUCAUACAUUAAGACAAGUUUAUUAAAUGUGCAACAACCUAUGUCGAUGGGAACAUUUAUGCUUAUACAGCAUUUGGAAUUUCAAAAGCACAUUUAAUAUUUUCUGAUUGAUUGAUAAGUUUGAGCUCAAGUGAGCUUAUGCCAUACCGUUGCAUCCGUCGUCCAUCCGUUUGUCGUCCGUCAGUUCGUCAACAAUUGAUUUUUAACGUCAGGGUGCCUUUGGCACCUGCCGUUAUAGGCGUGGUGGGAAAAUGUUGUUACUGAUAGAUCUGUUCCGGCUAACUAUUCCUCUUUUCUGUCAUACAAAUGAUAUA
Pecten maximus is the source of this 9585-nucleotide messenger RNA. RefSeq lists its product as uncharacterized. NCBI's taxonomy places the organism in Eukaryota, Metazoa, Mollusca, Bivalvia, Pectinida, Pectinidae. The annotation marks the transcript as partial. The transcript has 8 exons. The record is from RefSeq and is a predicted model, not a curated record.